This is a messenger RNA of Polypterus senegalus (gray bichir), 887 nucleotides long. It is a transcript of the gene selenoi, whose product is annotated as selenoprotein I. Gene Ontology annotation, cellular component: endoplasmic reticulum membrane; Golgi apparatus. Gene Ontology annotation, biological process: phosphatidylethanolamine biosynthetic process. The record is from RefSeq and is a predicted model, not a curated record. Gene Ontology annotation, molecular function: ethanolaminephosphotransferase activity. The transcript is spliced from 7 exons. The coding region runs from base 153 to 887 and encodes 244 amino acids. NCBI's taxonomy places the organism in Eukaryota, Metazoa, Chordata, Cladistia, Polypteriformes, Polypteridae.
UACCGGCAGAGUGAGUGAAGCGGUGCACAGGGUGGCGUGAGUCGUUUGGUCUGUAUGCGAUCGAAAAGAGAGAGAAGGAAUACGUGAGUAACUGGCAAAGACUCCCUUCAUUUCGACAUUUUAAGCUCUUCACUUAAGACAUCUGAAAAACAAUGGCAUUUUACGCGUAUGUGACCCGUGAACAGCUCGCCGGCUUUGACACUUAUAAGUACAGUGCAGUUGAUUCCAACCCUUUAUCCAUUUAUGUUAUGCAUCCAUUUUGGAAUUCUUUUGUUAAGAUUUUACCCACAUGGCUAGCACCAAACCUUAUCACUUUCACAGGGUUUAUGUUUCUUGUUCUUAAUUUUCUAAUGUUGGCUGCCUUUGACAGUGACUUUUAUGCCUCAGCACCAGGCCAUGUACAUGUGCCAAGUUGGGUGUGGAUUGCAGCUGGUUUGCUGAAUUUCAUUGCCUAUACUUUAGAUGGUGUUGAUGGAAAACAAGCUCGAAGGACAAAUUCCAGCACACCAUUGGGUGAAUUAUUUGAUCAUGGGCUAGACAGCUGGGCCUGCAUAUUCUUUGUUGUGACAGUCUACUCUAUCUUUGGAAGAGGAGAAACUGGCGUGGGUGUCCGUACCCUCUAUUUCAUUCUGUGGGUUGUUCUGUUUUCUUUUAUCCUUUCACACUGGGAGAAAUACAACACAGGAGUGUUAUUUUUGCCAUGGGGUUAUGACAUUAGUCAAGUGACUAUUUCAGUUGUCUAUAUUGUGACCUCAGUUGUUGGAGUAGAAGCUUGGUAUUCACCUAUAUUCUGGAAAUUUCACUACAGAGAUCUCUUCACAGUAAUGAUUUUAGGUUGUGCAUUUACAGUUACCCUUCCUAUGAGCCUGUAUAAUGUGCUCAAGUGA